This is a messenger RNA of Oikopleura dioica, 1104 nucleotides long. Lineage: Eukaryota; Metazoa; Chordata; Appendicularia; Copelata; Oikopleuridae. The record is from the annotation of a GenBank genome assembly.
AUGACGGACCUUAUGGACAAUUACAAAGAUAGAAACGAUAUCUUGGCGGGUAAUGUGUUGUAUUUCCUCCAAGCCAUUGCGGACGUGUUUCCAGAAGAAGUCACGCCAGAUAUGAAUAUGUCUUCUCGCUCCUCCAUCAGUACUAAAUCUCUCAAAACAGCCGUCCAAGCUUUUGUCACUGCCUUUCUUCGACGGCAACUCACAGACAAUCUGACCAAAAGAAUACUUGUCAAAAUGAGCGUAAUUCUUCCGAUGCUCUCGAAUCCCCUCUUGAUCGCAGACUACAUUGUUGCUUGCUACGACUCUCCGAACUCGUCGAUUGCAUUUUUGGCUUUGAGUGGCAUCUUUACUCUUGUUAGCACGUACAAUUUUGAGUAUCCAGACUUUUUCCAGAAGGUUUAUCGACUUUUAUCCGAUGAUGUUGUCUAUGCUGCAAAUAGAGUCCAAGUUCUGCAUAUGAUAAAUAUGUUCUUGCAGUCUCCAAAGCUUCCCGUCUCCUAUCAGUAUGCCUUCUGUAAAAGACUCUCGCGACUAGCACUACACGCUCCAGCCCCAGUCGCGAUUGGCAUCAUGCCGGUUAUUUACAACCUCAUUCGCAGCAGUCAGUCCUUGCGAUUGCUCAUUAAUAGACCAACUGCAGCUGAAGUAGAAAAAGAUCCUUAUGAUCACACAGCUGAAAAUGUUGAAGAUUCAAGAGCGGCAGAAAGCUGUUUGUGGGAGCUUGAAUCGCUGAGAAAGCAUUUUGUUCCAGAAGUGAAAAGAUUGGCCUCUCGGACGCUUUCACCUCCGAAGAAAAAGUCGGUCGCCGAUGACGACGACUUCGAUGAUUUUGCGGAUGAAAAAGAACCUUGGGUAGCGCACUCGAUUGAAGCAAUCGAACCAGUAGCAAAAACUGUUUAUGAGCGAAAUCUUGUUAGAGAAUCGAUGACAUACGGUGAAGUAUUGGAAAACUACAAGGCGUAUUCGACGAAAGAUAUGAAAAAGAAGAACUUUGAAGGGCACACGCUCGCGUAUGUAACGCCUUGGAACAAUCAUGGAUAUGAUGUCGUCAAAAUGUUCAACAAGUUCUCACUCGUCCUUUGGUCGACGAUGCUGUUCAUCUAA